Desarmillaria tabescens is the source of this 648-nucleotide messenger RNA. Its product is annotated as PEBP-like protein. Bases 1 to 648 code for a protein of 215 amino acids. The record is from RefSeq and is a predicted model, not a curated record. NCBI's taxonomy places the organism in Eukaryota, Fungi, Basidiomycota, Agaricomycetes, Agaricales, Physalacriaceae. The transcript has 4 exons.
AUGCUCCGAGCCUCUACCUUCGCCUUUGUGUUCGUUCUCCUCUCUCAGGUGGUGUUCUCUCAAGAUACUAGCCUAAGGGAGGUAAAAGAAGCAUUCGACAACGCCAACAUCCCCGAAGAUAUCGAUCUCCCAUUCGACCCUAGGUUCCUCCUUGAAGUCUCCUUCUCCCAGACUUCAGGCGAUGAGAUCGUACUCAAGGCGGGCGUCCAGCUUCCCCGCGAUAAGACCGUCGGACCACCUUCGUUCACCAUCGUUGGACGCGGUGUCAGCGACGGGCCCUUUGUUAUUGCAGUUGUUGAUCCCGACGCUCCCACUCCGCAGAACCCGACUAGCGCUCAAGUUCGACAAUUCCUCGGAGGAAACUUCGAGGGAGACUGCGACUCAUCCCUCCUAUCUCCUGGCAUCGUCGUCCUAAAGAAUACCACAGCAGCUGUUACAAAUUGGCGUCAGCCUGCUCCUCCGGCUGGCUCCGAUGCUCACAGGUAUAUUUUUCUGGCAUUCAACCAACCGCAAGGUUUCAAUGACCAGACUGUCGUUGGCGCCACCACACCCAUCACGAUGUUCAGCAUCAAAGAAUUCAGUGAAAAGGUCGGCCUAGGAGACCCCAUUGCAGGAACGUUUAUGCUAGUGGCUCCGGAUCCUGCAUAG